GGUGAAGUCUUUCCGAAUCCGUCAGGACAUGAAAGCAGCGCACGCAGCGCGUCACGUGCUUGUGCGGGUGGGGGCGGAAGUGGAACUCUUGUCUUCCUUUCACAUCCCUCCCCACCUUCGCUCGGAUACAGCUACACCGAAUGGAACUGGUUCUGCUGAGGCCCCCUCAGUCUGACUGACUUCAACAAUAAGUCCCUCAGGACAGCAAUGGAUCACAGUGGAGCCAGUGAGGGGCCUGGACCAGGCAGAAGACCGCCCAGUCUCUCCUUUGGGACACCCAUGGGUGCCAAGGGACAAGCAGCACAGAGUGGUCAAAGACCCAAAGUAAAGAUAACUCCCUUCCACAGCUCACCCAUAGUCAGCAGUGAUGGAGCUCACUGCAGCAAACAAUCAGGAGCAGUUUCUAGGAAACCACUGGCAUCUCCUGGCUGUCUGUUUCUGGACACACCUGCUCGGCUGACUGCUUCACCUGUCAGAGAGAGACUCGCUGCUGCUGGGAGCUCCGAGGAUCAAACUCCCAGAUCUGGCUUUCUACUCCCCACAACAGAAGAAAAAGCGCUUGUUUUCCAGCCUGCUGGCAGGAAUGCACCAAAGUUGAGCCUGAUAGACUCACAGACGUCUGGACCACCAUCUAAUGCAGAACUUCGUCACAGCCAGAAAGGCAAAGAGAAAAGAGAUGUCUCCCUGUCCAUCAAACCUCAGUCAGCCGUGAAGAGGAAGAAGAGGAAGAUGGGAAUGUACAAUCUGGUCCCUAAGAAGAAGGCCAAGGCCCUUAAACAGCAGGAGAAGAAAGAGGAGCCAAGAGCCGGUGUAGAGAAGAACCUAGCUGCAGGAGAUGAGAAACUAGUGAUUCUGCCAGAAACUCUGAAGGUUGUUAGAAAUGAAUUGCUGAUGGAGGUUGAACCUGGAGAAGGCAGCCAUGUUGAAUACACAGAGUUGGCUUUGGACUGUCUGGACCUGAAAGCUCAGGAAGAGCUGCUCUCACCCCCCCUGACAGGUGUAGUAGCGGAUGCUGAGGUGACAGAAACAGACCUGGCUGAGGAGUUACCACUGUGCUGCUGUCGAAUGGAGACUCCUCACAGUGUAGGCAGCGUGUCCACACUGGAUCAGACCUGCAUGGCCAUGGAGAGCAUGGAUGGAAUGCUGAAUCGUUGCCAGAGGCGAGUGAUGAAGCAGGAAAUGAUGCGACCCUCCAACACGGUCCAUCUACUGGUUCUGUGUGAGGACCACCGGGCUGGCAUGGUCAAACACCAAUGCUGUCCUGGCUGUGGACUCUUCUGCAGGGUGGGCACCUUCAUGGAGUGCAGGCCACAUGGCAGCAUCUCCCACCGCUUUCACCGCGACUGUGCCUCCAUUCUGAAGGAUCUCAAGUUUUGCCCCCACUGCGGAGAGGAUGCCAGUGGGGCGAAGGAGGUCACGGUGUUAAAGACUGUUCCAUCACCCUCUGUACCUAGAUCGAACCCUGGGCCAUCACUUCCAGCUGUUCCCACUGUGGCCACCCUGCCAUCAGUACCAACCACGCCUGCUGUUCCACAGAUACUCAGAGCUAAGAAGACCAGUGAGCCACAGAGGAGCAGAGACGAGAGCCCAAGCAGGUUAGAUGGCAAGGCUGUGUGUGCUGCAGAUAAACUACCUAAAGAGUCACUGGAGAGCAUCCUGAUGGCACUGGAUGAUGAGAAUCUGAAACCAAAGAAAGUGAAGUACCCCACCAGACAGCUGUACAUCUCUGCAAAACAAGGAGAGCUCCAAAAGGUCAUUCAUCUCCUAGUUGAUGGGAAGGACCCCAACUUUUCGAUGGAGGGCCAAAACAAAGGCACCCCUCUUCAUGCAGCAGCUUCUGAGGGUCAUCAGGAGAUCUGCCACAUGCUGGUCCAGGCUGGAGCCAACCUGGACAUGUUUGAUGAUGAGCAGAGAACACCAUUGAUGGUGGCCUGUGAAAACAACCAUUUGGAUACAGUGAAGUACCUGCUGAGAGCUGGAGCAGCUGUCAGCCCCAAGGAUAUCAUGGGAUUCACCUGUCUGCAUCUGGCAGCUAAACUAGGACAUUAUGAUAUAGUCUAUCAUCUGCUCUCCAAGGCUUCCAAAUACAUCAACUCUCAGGAUGACGGGGGAUGGACUCCCAUCACCUGGGCCAUCGAGUACAAGCACAAGGAGCUGGUCCACCUGCUGCUGGCCAGGGGGGCCGAUGUUAACAUCAGGGACAAGGAAGAGAAUGUCUGCCUGCACUGGGCGGCUCUGUCGGGCUGUGAUGACGUCGCCCAGGCUCUGCUGGAGGCUCAAUGUGACCUGAGCGCUGUCAACGUUCAUGGUGACUCACCGCUUCAUGUCGCUGUCAGAGAGAACCACCUGGAUUCUGUGAUGUUGUUUCUGUCUCGUGGAGCUGACGUCAAUCAGAGGAACAGGGAGGGAGAGACGGCUUUGGACUGCUGCGUCUAUGGCUCCAAGAUGUGGACAGCCCUCAACACCAACAAGAAGCUGACUGACGCCAGGAGAGGCAGGGACUGUCAUGGAGAAAGAGUGCUCAGCAGGGACAUUUCUCGGGGGUACGAGGCAGUUCCUAUCACCUGUGUCAAUGGUGUCGACAGUGAGCCGUGCCCUGAAAACUUUAAAUACAUACCAGACAACUGUGUCACCUCCCCACUGAACAUUGACAAGGACAUCACUCACUUACAGCACUGCAGCUGUACAGACGACUGCUCAUCCAGUGCCUGCAUGUGUGGUCAGCUCAGUUUGCGAUGUUGGUAUGACAGCGAGGGUCGACUACCACUGGACUUCUGUCAGCGGGAGCCCCCAGUACUGUUUGAGUGUAACCACGUCUGCUCUUGCUGGAAGACCUGCAGGAACCGAGUGGUCCAGAAUGGACUGAGAGCCCGGCUGCAGCUCUUCAGGACACAGAAGAUGGGCUGGGGAGUGAGAGCCAUGCAGGAUAUCCGUCAAGGAACAUUCAUUUGCGAGUAUGUCGGGGAGAUCAUCACUGAUGCAGAGGCCGACAAAAGGGAGAAUGACUCUUUCCUCUUCACCCUCGACAAUAAGGUGGGAGAUGUACACUGUAUUGAUGCGAGACUCUUUGGCAACAUCGGCCGCUUCAUUAACCAUCUGUGUGAGCCCAACCUGCUGGCUGUGAGGGUGUUCACCAUGCACCAGGAUCUACGCUUCCCCAGGAUAACCUUCUUCUCCAGCAGGCCCAUCAAAGCUGGAGACCAGAUAGGCAGGUUCGACUAUGGCGAUCACUACUGGAGGGUGAAGAGCAAGUACUUCAGCUGCCAGUGUGGUUCUCUCAAGUGUCGCUACUCAGCUGCUAGCCAAUCUCACUGAUGACCACUGAUCCCUCUUUCUCUCUGGGCACAUUCUGUCGCUGUAACCUUUUAAUGUCAGAAACACUGCCUUAUGAACUAGAUACAACAUAAGAGUAAUGCUUUUAUUAGGUUAAAAAGGUUUUCUGGUAUUCACUUGAAUUCCCUGUUUUAAAGCAGCAAAUGAAAGAUAAACAUUGUUAAAAUCUGUCAUCUCAGAGCACAUGAUCUAACUUAUUUAUACACCUAAUAAGGUUAGUUUUCUAUAUGAAGAACACUGCAGCUUGCCACCAGCCAGAAAUACUGUAUAUGAGGGUGGAUUUAACUAGUUUUAAAGAGCCCACAAUCAGGUAAAAAAAUCUUAACAGAUUAUUUAAACUUUGAUGGACUCUUCUUUUAAUACUGCAAAGUGUUAUAUUUGUGGAUUAAUGAAGUGAAGUAAUGUUUCUGGUAGUCUGAUCUCUUCAAUGAACAUGCUUUUUACUACAUGUCUAUUGAGCAAUUAAACACAUUUUUAAAGCA
Siniperca chuatsi (mandarin fish) is the source of this 3815-nucleotide messenger RNA. RefSeq names its product euchromatic histone-lysine N-methyltransferase 1a (gene ehmt1a). Gene Ontology annotation, cellular component: nucleus. Gene Ontology annotation, molecular function: protein-lysine N-methyltransferase activity; histone methyltransferase activity; zinc ion binding. The coding region runs from base 208 to 3315 and encodes 1035 amino acids. The record is from RefSeq and is a predicted model, not a curated record. The transcript is spliced from 23 exons. Lineage: Eukaryota; Metazoa; Chordata; Actinopteri; Centrarchiformes; Sinipercidae.